Molecule: messenger RNA, 4164 nt
Organism: Penicillium oxalicum
Lineage: Eukaryota; Fungi; Ascomycota; Eurotiomycetes; Eurotiales; Aspergillaceae
Exons: 11
Coding region: 1-4164 (1387 amino acids)
Biological process (GO): transmembrane transport
Cellular component (GO): membrane
Molecular function (GO): ATP hydrolysis activity; ATP binding; ABC-type transporter activity
Source: RefSeq, a predicted model, not a curated record
AUGGUUUCACCCAGCGUCUGCUCUGCGCAUGCAGAUGACAAAUUUGGACCUCGAGUGGACAUUGCAUGCCGACCAUUUGAUUUCACUUUGCUAUUCAACGACAUGUGCUUCAUCAUCCUUCCAGCUUCUGUUUUUCUCGUGCUGGCCCCGUUUCGACUGAGACUGUUGUGCAAAAGAUCGGUUAAAUUAAGAUCGCAUAGAUUAGCGAUAUGGAAACUGAGCUUUUUAGCUGUCCUGUUUGUGUUUCAUAUUCUAUUCGUUGCUUUCCGCUCAAAGACGCCCCUUUUGAUGACAAGGCUGUCCGCAGGAGCCGGAGUUCUUAGCGCAGCAGCAGUUCUGGCAGCCGGAAUUCUAUCGUUCCUUGAGGACCAGCGCUCGCUGAACCCAUCCAACAUUAUUUUGCUGCACUUCUCGGCAUCAUCGAUUUUAUACCUACCACUCCUACGCUCACUCUGGCUCAUAAACCAUGAGUUGAGCCCCCGAGCUCUUUGGACGUCGAUCUUCGUAUUUACUGUGGCUGUUGUGCUGAUCGAGUCGACCCGGAAAACAAAGAUUCUUCGACCUGAGUUCGAUUAUGUGACCGCAGAGCAGAUGACCGGUUUCUGGGGCCGUAGCUUCUUCAUAUGGGUUCUGCCAUUCCUUCGCUCAGGUUAUUCCAGGAUCUUACAGUUGAGCGAUAUUCCCGAUGUUGAUGAAGCCCUGCAAGAGAAACGCACAAGUCUCAGUCUUGAUAUAUCAUGGAAGCGAUUCAAUGGCCGUUUUAGGCUACUCCGUGCGGCAUUUUAUGCGUAUAUGGCGUCGUGUCUAUCCGCUAUUUUACCACGUCUCGCUCUCUCCGCUUUCAAUUUGUGCCAACCAUUCCUCAUCCAAGCAGCAGUCAUGCACCUGGACAUUAGAGCCGAUGAUAGUAACAGGGAAUCUGGACAGGCACUUGUGGGUGCCUUUAUCCUCGUCUAUACUGGCAUAGCUGUAUCACGUGCAGUGUAUUGGCGCCAGGUGUACCGCAUGAUCAGCCGAAUACGGUCCGGCCUAAUCUCCAAGCUUUACCGGCAUACCGCAUCUCUUCCGGCUGUUGUCAUUGGCGAUUCCGUAGCUCUCACCUUAAUGGGGACGGAUGUGGAACGAAUCGUACAGUCCCUGAGACUGGUCCAUGAACUGUGGGCUUCAAUCCUCGAGGUUGGUGUCGCAUCGUGGCUAUUGGGGCGGCAGGUGGGCAUAGCUGCCAUUGUGCCACUGGUUAUAUGCAUCAUUUCCGUUAUAGCGACAUCCAAGAUUAGUGCACGUUUCGGGCUGGCCCAGAGGCGGUGGUUUGAACGCGUACAGAGGAGAGUAUCUGUCACAGCCAGUAUGCUUGGUGACAUGAAAGCAAUGAAAAUGCUUGGCCUUUCUAUGGUUUACGGUGACAACAUUUCUCGAUUGCGAGAGAUUGAACUAGAAACCUCUGGAAAUUUCCGGAAGUUGCUCGUAUGGCAGAUGGUUAUAUCGAACGCUCCUGCAAUUCUUGCCCCCUUUGCGACACUGGCAGUUUAUGCUAUCAUAGCGGUGGUGCAGAAAGAUGACACGCUCCUCGCAUCGCAUGCAUUUGCUUCUAUCUCUUUGAUUGGUAUUAUCACUUAUUCAUUGAAUGUCCUUUGUACAGCAUUGCCAUCUUGUAUGCAGGGCGUUGCAUGCUUUGGUCGUAUUGAGAAAUACCUCCUGAGGAAACCCUGUCUACCUUCUGUACCAUCGGAAUCUUUGGGAGAAUCUAUAUCACUUGAGAAUCUCCCCUCAGCCACGUCGAAGGCCGUCAUCAUUACAUUUGAAGAAGCUGAUAUCUGCUGGUCAGCUGAAUCUCAUGAUGCUGUUCUCCACAAAUUGAGUCUGACUAUCCGACCCGGUCUUACUGCUAUUAUUGGAGCCGUUGCUUCAGGAAAGUCAACAUUGCUGGCGACUAUGAUUGGGGAAACGACUUUACGAAGUGGGUCCAUAACACCAAGCUUGAGCGGCAUCGCAUUUUGUUCCCAGACACCAUGGAUCAUGAAUGACACCAUAAGAAAUAAUAUCACUGGAGGCCAUGGUUUUGACCAAGAAUGGUAUGAAUUUUCCAUUUCCUGUUGCGCCUUGCGUGGGGAUAUCGACAGGAUGCCAGAGGGAGACCAGUCAAUUGCGGGAAGUAACGGCGUGGCUCUAAGUGGAGGCCAGAAACAACGGGUGUGCCUCGCCCGUGCCGUAUAUUCCAGACUCCGUGUCAUUGUCCUGGACGACGUACUGAGUGGUCUCGACACCUCUGCCAUCAGUCACAUCAUUACUCAUUUGAUCGGCAAAGAUGGACAUUUUCGUAGAUCUGGUAUAUCUGUGAUACUCGCUACUCAUAACUAUCGUAUCCUGCCGUUCAUGGACUCUGUCGUUGAACUGGAUCGCGGCAGGCUCGUAAGUUGCGGGCCGCCGAGCGGGAGUCAAGGGGAAGAAGCUCAAUUAUUUGAGAUGAAAAAGGCGGUCCCAGGGGCCACAUCCCGAACUCAUUCAUCGAGUGGACAGAUAGGGACAAACGAAGUGACGAUCCAUGCAAGCCCUCAUGGCUCUACCCGCCCUGCAAAAAUGAAAAGUCAGCAUUUUGAAUUGCAGCGCCAAACCGGCAAUUGGUCUGUCUAUAGGUAUUAUUCACAAACUGCAGGGUCAUGGGUAUUGAUUAUCUGGGCUCUAUUUACAAUUUCGGAGGCAGUGUUUGCCAACAUUUCGCCUAUUUGGGUCAACAUCUGGACGAAAUCGAAUGAAGAACAACCGAACCAGAAGACAGGCCUCUAUAUCGGAGUGUAUGCAUUAUUUGUCGCUUUGACAAGCUUUGCAGUCGCUGGAGAGUGUUGGCAAGUUUCUCCCAUCAACCGAGCUACAUCAUGUCUUGUCCAACUGGUCAUAAUUUGUGUUCUUGGGAAAUACUUCGCUGCUGCACUCCCAGUCUUAGCUCUUGCAUUGUUCCUCGUCCAACGGUAUUAUUUGCGCACUUCACGCCAGGUCCGUUUGCUGGACAUUGAAGCUAAGGCUCCAAUUUUCAAUCACUUCAUUGAAACAAUCCAGGGGGUAGCAACCAUCCGCGCCUUCCGUUGGGAUGCCAAUUUCCAGCAAAAACAUGGCAACAUGCUGGACAGGUCGCAGAGGCCAUUUUAUAUGCUCUUCAGUAUUCAGCAAUGGCUGGUUCUGGUGCUCGAUCUCAUCGUUGGCGCCAUGGCCAUUCUUAUCGUCGAGGUGGCUAUAUCUACUAUCGGUAGUUUUGAAGCUGGAGCACUUGGUGUUGUUCUUGUGCUCAUCGUAGACUUCAACCUGCUCCUGGCGCAAAGUAUUCAGGCGUGGACGAAGCUGGAGACUUCUAUUGGAGCUGUCGCGCGUGUCCAAAACUUCGUAUACGAAACUCCACGUGAGCCAACCGGGACUUCCCUCCCUCCUGCGAUCUGGCCAACAAGAGGCAUAAUCCAUUUCCAAAAUGUUGUGGCUAGUUACACAUGCAACGGCCCCCCUGCGCUGACAAACGUGAGCCUGAACAUUAAUUCAUGUGAAAAGGUUGCCAUCUGUGGAUCAUCUGGUAGUGGGAAAACCACCUUUGUUUUGGCCCUGCUACAGAUGAUAGAGGUAAGUCAAGGACUUAUUAAAGUCGACGACCUGGAUAUCGCUACUUUUGACGGCGAUGACCUUCGCUCGCGCAUCAACGUAGUGCCGCAAGACCCCUUCUUUAUCCCUGGCUCAAUCAGACACAACCUAGACCCCCGAGGUCUAUCUUCUAGUCAGUCUAUUGAGACAGCAAUUCGAAAGGUUGGCUUGUGGGUGAGAGCCAGCAGCAUAGGCGGGCUAGACGUUGAAAUGGUGGCAUCUGAAUGGUCACACGGGGAGAGGCAGUUGCUUUGUUUGGCCAGGGCACUGCUGGUUCCGAGUAAAAUCCUGAUCCUGGACGAGGCAACAAGCUGUGUCGAUGCGACAACAGAACGCAUUAUGCAAGAUAUUAUAGACGCUGAGUUCCAGCAUCAUACAAUCAUUUCUGUUCUUCACCGGUUCACAUAUAUCGAAAAGUUUCAUCGGGUUGCUGUCUUUAGCCAAGGAAACCUGGUCGAGUGCGACGCACCGCUCACUCUACUCGAGAGAGACUCAGCUUUGCGUGUGCUCUAUCGCAAUCAGCACUCCAGAGCUUCGACUUAG